Lineus longissimus is the source of this 13113-nucleotide messenger RNA. RefSeq lists its product as uncharacterized. The transcript has 59 exons. Lineage: Eukaryota; Metazoa; Nemertea; Pilidiophora; Heteronemertea; Lineidae. Gene Ontology annotation, molecular function: calcium ion binding. The coding region runs from base 1 to 12858 and encodes 4285 amino acids. The record is from RefSeq and is a predicted model, not a curated record.
AUGGUCCAACCAGCCAGUGCUAUCGUCCUAAAUAGACUCGGUGCUGAACGGAAGGCCGUGCUAGACACCGAGUGCCAGAUGCCAACAUCUGUCAAUCCGGCCAGCUGCAAGGGCUACAAGAUGCCCAAGUUGCCUGCGAACGUCAAGUGUGCAUUCAGUGACAAGUGCACUGGUGUCGAGUGUUGCUCAGCGAUGGACUUGAAAAUCACAUCGAGGAACUUCAAGGUCUGGUUUGACAUUGACCCGUGCGACUACACGCUCUCUGUUGGCUUCGAGCGGAUGUUUCGAAACAUCUCCUUGAUUGGAUUCAAGUUUGGCAAAGAAAAGGACAUAAAGGUUGGCAAGAACCUCAAGUUGUACUACAUGCUGGACCGCACCGUCUCCAAUGGACAGUACAUUAUCUCCAUGAGAUACAAAACCUGCCUGGACGACGCCUGCGAGGACACCAUCAUUUUAAGCGGUCUGAAACUCGGCGUGCCUUUCUGCGAUGCGGACGGCAGUCUGUCCUGGCCGCUGAGCUCCUAUGGAAGGCUGCUGCCAAAUAUUAUCGGGUCAGAGUUGACGUUGUUAAGAAAUCCGUCUUGCACGUAUGAAGCUCUCAAACCUGGUACAAACUGUGCUGAUUACGCACUGCCAACAUUUGGUAAACAAUACUGUGUGAUGGACAAGACUUGUCGCAACAUCGCUUGCUGCUUCCCGAGCGACCUGGUUGUUGAGACCAAGAACCUCUACUUCAAUUUCAAGAUUGACCAUUGCAAGGAACAGAUUGAGUACGCAUUCGAGAAGAAGAAAUUUGCCAGGUCUUUGAUUGGUUUUGAGUAUGGUGUGACUCAUGUUGAAUUGAUCGGAACGGCCAUCACACUAUCCUACAUCAUCCGUGACAAUGGCGGCCGGUAUCAAGUGCGUGCAGAGGUGAAAACCUGUUUUGUCAACAACUGGGACGCGACAGAGAGUUGUCGGACAGACACACUCCUAGCGAUGACCUACUACAAAAAACCUGUCUGCUCAAAGCGAAAACGUCGCUCACUGUUUGGUAACAGUCGAACGCGCCGGUCUGCCCUUAUUCAAAGACGUCUAAAUAAUGAUAGUCCAACUAGUAGGAAGGCGCAGGAACAAAUGAUCGCUGGAGCUGUGAAGACCGGAAAGAGUAACGAGGAGAUUGCGAGGAUGUUCGCUAAGCAAAAGGACACCACGGUUAUCUAUAAGACAGGGCCUAAUGCUGGCAAAAAGGUCUCGAAAAAUCCGAAAUAUCCUCCUCAGUUGACAGUCUUCCAACGAGCAAAAAAGGCACUGGCUGGCAAGGGACCGGCGUCACAUCAGAAACCGAAAGUGUUGACGUCGAAGUCCGUACCUGCUUCUCUUCCAGGAGCGGCAAAAGUCAUCGAGAUGCUUGGAGAUGGAAGUGACAAGGACAUGGCCAGCCCGGCGACAAAGACGUUCCUCUUCGGCAAAGGUUUGACUGCGAACGGCAUACACCUCCUUGGUCUCCAGCUGGCCAACAUGUCCAUCUCGGACCUUGAAGUGUUCGUAAUCAUGGCUCGCUUGGAUCCAAUUCAGAUGUAUGAACUUGCCAUGACCAUGAAGGACCUUUUUGUUACCCUGUACAAUGAGAUGAUAGACGUAUUUACCAACCCAGACAAGUUGAAAGAGUUUGCGAAUGAGGAGUUGAUACUGAAAGGAAGUUUCCCUAUGCCGAAGACUACUGUUACCUUCUUCAAGCGGACCAUGUAUUUCUUAGUGGGCAUGCUCAUACCAAUGACGUUCUCAUUUGGUGCGGAUGGCUACUAUGGAGCAGAUUGUACUCUAGGAGUGAAAGUUCUCCAAAUGAGUGCAUUUGCUGAAGUGACGCCAUACACUGGUAUCUUGGUCUGGGGUGAACUGGGUAUCGGCGCGUUGCUCUACGGUAAACUCCGCCUCGAGGGAUACAUCUGCGAGCUCCGAUUCCCAACAUAUGCCGAGAUUUGGUUUAUGACCUUCCCAUUUGAUGUGAUGUUGAAGAUGGAUCUUGAGAUCAUUCCAUUGAAAUUGAAGCUUAUCGCCUUGGUAACGUUGGAAGUCGAUCUCGCAUUUGUAACGAUCAAAAAGGUGCUUUUCAGUAUGAAUUUAUGGGAGUACACUGCACCGAGUAUUCGUACGAAUAUAUUCACCGUCAACACAAAAGAUGAGGAUAAAUCACCGCCAGAAUUUGCUGGAAAGGAUAGCACGUCUGGAAAAAGAGGUGCUGCCACGAGGGCGUGUGAAGUUACCCAGCUUGCGGGUCGCGACUUCACGGAUCCGGGAUUUGAGAUCUCUGUGCGAGCCAAUGACGACAGGAGUCAGGUGAAAAUGAUCCUUGACAUCGGUAGUGCGCCCGGUGGCAGCGAUUUAGUUACUGGACUUGAACUCGGAGGAGAAAACAAUGAUUUUAUUCAGGAUAUCCCUCUCCACGGUUUGCCGGUCUUCUUCAAAAUCACUGGAUCUAACUCGGCCGGCAGUAGUGUCUACGUCACAUGUGACUUACCAACAUAUGACGUCACACUGCCGAUUGGUCGAAUGAACACAGACUUCAUUUCGACGAGUAACCCGCGUGUGCUGCGAGGGAGCCUCGUCGCCAUGGAGGAUUCCCCGCUCGUGGAUCAGAAUGUCGGCAUUGGCUACGGGAAAGAGAUUUAUGGCGAUGCUGUCGUGGAAUGGUACCACUUUGACUUGAAGCCAAAUGUGAAAGAGCUGGGUACCUCUGGAGAUACUUUAGCCCAUUUCACCGGCUACAAGAUUGGUCGCGUCAACUCCAAGAUCAUCACCUUCAGCGGGUCAGUGGGCACUCCGCAGGAGUGUGCGUCGAAGUGUUUGGCGUUUCCUGCCAUAAAGUGUAUGAGCUUCAAUUUUGAUUUCAGCGCAGACGGCACGUGUGAGUGCCUCGAGGCAAUCGAAGGACCAGAAAAUAUACUCUCAGAGGAUGGAAUGUUCUACCAUUAUGAACGUCUGGGCAUUGGCCACGCCGUCCAGUUUGAAUAUCAAGACAUGUGGCUUCAGCAUAACAACUUGUAUUACAUCAAUGUACAACUCAUCAACUACAUUGAGUACGAAAGCAUCGUGUCCACAGAAGGCAUCCUAUUUGACGGCACCCCGCCAUAUCCCGGCCCAGCCCCAAAUGCGACCGAGUUUAACGAAUGGGUGGAUUGUCACACGUAUAUUCCAUUUAAUCGUGAGGAUUGGCGUCAUCUGUGUCAUGAUGUCUCGAAGGAGAUCCACAACCACAGGAUUACCCAUGAUGGAGACGACGCUGCAACAGUGUUCAAUGGGAUUGAACCUCUUGAGGACCUCAAGUACACACGAGCAAACCGAUUUAUCUCGGUCAACUGGGACGGUAUCCAUGAUUACGAGACGGGUAUACACGGUUAUACCUGGACGGUUGGCCUUGCUGUUUGCGAGGAUCUGAUCCAUCCGCACCAUGACCCACAGGCUCACUUGUAUGACGAGUCCGAGUGGACGCACUCGGGCACAAUCUACCCAAUCCCACCACCUUACGAGAUUUUACCUGACGCCAAAUACUACACAACCAUCCGAGCUCUGAACAAAGUCGCCUACGGUGGACCGAUGUCUCUCUCGGUGUGCCACACGACGCCUCUCGGUAUCGACAAUACACCACCUAUCUUCUAUGAGAUGUAUAACUUUGCAUAUAAUGAGACAUCAUUUGUUGCGUCCCUCGAUUACAACGCAACUGACCCUGAGUCUGACGUGAUGUUUGUUGAUGCCUGCAUGGGCCAGACGUCCCGAGAUUGUUACCUAGUUCCGUGGGUGGCACUAAAUGGCAACACAGGCAGCUUGUGGUUUCAAGCGGAAAUUCCCAGUGGCAUGUUGGCUUCGCCCAAGAUUAAAAUUGGUAACCAUGUCCUGUUGACUACCAUUGGGGUUGGCGCCCCAAUCAUCAUUGACUUGACUCCACCGGAGCCGGGUGAGAUGUUUGAUGGCCCACACUUUGGUUACGAUUUGAACUUCACCAAGGAUGCUACUCAGAUCUGCGCCAGCUGGAAAGACUUCGCUGAUCCGGAGUCUGGUAUCAGCAAGUACGAGCUUGGCCUCGGUACGAAACCCGAUGCUGAAGAUGUCAUCGAGAGAAUUGAAUAUCAUGGACGGACUACCCAGGCCUGUAUCGACACCGUCAAGACGGCAAAUCUCACGUUGCAACACAAUACGCGAUACUAUUUCACAAUCUGGGCUUGGAAUAACGCUCAGAAGAUGUUGUUUGUCAAUGUUUCUACAGAUGGGGUGGUUGUUGACUUGACAGUGCCAGUGGCAGGCGAGAUAGUUGACGGUGGCAAGAAUGCGUAUGAAGAUCUCGUCUUCAGCUCGAAACCAGCAACAGUUGAGGCCCAAUGGAGGAAUUACUACGAUCCUGAGUCACACGUCAUAGACUAUGAAGUAGAGGUAGAAAUUGCUGGGGAUAUGGGUUCGAAUUUCCAAGUGGAACAUUCGUAUGAGAGUGUCUUCCCUGACGAGGCGAUAACCUGGCACCACUUCCAUCUUCAUCAUCGUGACAUCAUCAAGUCGAAACUGCGAACCACCAACGGCGCUCUAAACUUCAUCGAGUCCGAAACUAACUCGUUUGUCGUAGAUUUAACACCACCUAAUUUGAUCUAUUUGAAUGAUGGCCCGACUGCGGAGGUCGAUAUUGAUUAUUCAAGCAAUGACAAUAUGGCCGCCAAUUGGGAUUUCCAUGAUGAGGAAUCUGGUGUAAAAGAGUACGACCUCGCCCUCUAUGAGAUGUACCAAGGAACUAAGAGACCGAAGAAGCCAGAAACUGUCGGACAAUACAUCAAGAAGGCUAAAACGAUGAAGACAAUUCAAGAGAACAGUCUUGGUCUCAUCAAUGGUGCAGCAUACUUUACGGAGAAUAUGGCAACGAAUCAGGCGGAGCUAUCUACUGUUUACAAGACAAACAGUUUCAAAGUGGAUAAAACUGGCCCCAUGAUGCAAUUUGUGCAUGUUGGCGUUUUCUCCGGCUUCACUGAGGAGGUUGUUGAUGAGCAUUGCUGGCAGGCGAGGACAGAUUCCAUCAUUGGAAGCUGGAAGGCUAUUGAUGGGCAGUCAGGAAUUGAAAAGUACAUGGUGGCUGUAGGCACAUCUCCAGGUAGUACCGAUGUGUCCGACUUUGUCAACAUGAAAAACCUGGACCAGGGGAUUAUCGGUGAUCUUGUGCUGCCCCUGACUGACCGGUCACAAAACCCAAAAGUCCCUCUCUACUACCUGACCGUCAAGGCGAUGAAUGGGGCAGGCCUGUGGUCGAGCCCCUUGUCGAGCGAGCAUGGUCUUAUAGUCGUGGAUGAGGACAAAGUUGGUCUCGCAAUUGACGGACCAGAAGGUACAGAAAACCCCUACAGUUCUAUGGGCAUCGACAUGUCCUACACGAAGGAGACAAGCACUGUCACGAUACAGUUUGAGGGCUUUGAAAGCCAGCUCCAUGGCCUGAAGAGGUUUGAGUGGGCCAUCGGUAGGACACCCCACCAUGAGGACGUGCAGCCGUUCAUUGAGGCCGGCAUCGUCCUGAGGAAUGACCCCACCACCCAAGCGAAUAUCGACGGAGACGGUCUUGUUGGCGCUGGCAAGGCCACCGUCAGUGUCGACCUGGAGGUUGACGUGUGGUACUACGCCUCCGUUCGUGGCAUCACCUACGGCGAUAACAUCCUGGAAUGCGUGACAGAUGGUUUCGUCAUUGACAGGACUGCUCCAAGCAUCACCCUAGAAAGCGUUGGCAUGCAAGACGGUACAGCUGAACUUGGUGAAGACGGUGUCGUUUACGAGAUGUCUGUCGACUCUUACACCGCGGAGUGGCACUACACGGAACAAACCAGUUACAUCACCGCGGCCUCAUACUCUGUCGGCACCCACCCUGAAGGUGACGACAUCAGCGGCGUACAGAACAUCGCACAGAUUAAGCCGGCGUACUUUGAUAACAUCCCAAAUGCUCUGUUUAAACCCGUUGCUGAUGGACGCCCAAAUGUUCUGACUGUCCAUGCUGUUAACUUUGUCGGACUUGCAUCCAAAGUCAUUUCUGCUACUAUCACGAUUGACACGACACCGCCUACUGAAGGCACGGUCGUCUGCCCCAGACAGAUCAGUGCUGUAACUGAGGUGCAAUGCACAUGGUAUGGUUUCUUUGAGGCCCAGAGUGAGAUUGUCAAGUACAGGUUUGCCAUUGGCAGCCAGGAAGGAUUCGAGGACAUUUAUUCAUACGCUGAUGUGGACCCAAGCAUGGAUCGACACAUGGCCACAAAUUUCCUGGCGCCGUUUGAGCACAAAAAGAAAUACUACGUCACAGUAGAAGCCGAGAACAGCGUAGGUUUGAAGGUCUGGGCCUACUCCAAGUCCAUCGCUAUCGACAACACACCACCCAAGUAUGGCGUUAUCGUCGAGACGGCUGGAAUCUCUCAGCUUGAUUGGAAACGCGGCAUGUAUGGAGAUGAGCAGUCGUUCACUUGUGAAACAGAGGCAGAUUGCAUGGAGAUCGAUGCCAUCUGCCAGGAGUCCUUGGCGCAAGUCGCCGCUGCGUGGACACCGUUCACCGAUGACGAGACCGGUCUUUCGCGUUACCAGCUUGCUGUCGGCACAAGCCCUGGGGGCGCCAACAUCAAGCAGUUCUUCGACAUCCCUGUCUCGUCCACUCAUUACGUGAUUACUGAUCUCGACUUGAAUGGAGUCAGACAGAUCUUUGUGACCAUCAAGGGCUACAAUGGUGCUGGCUUGUUUAGUAUCACCAUCUCUAACGGUAUCUACCUGACCUACCUUGGCCAAGGCCUGCAGCCACUUAAACCUGUUGAGGUUUGGGACAACAACGAUCCAUUCGGUGACAAGGAUUUCCAGUCGGACUCUGAGCAACUGAGUGCCCGAUGGGAUUUCACUGGAGACCCGUGCCCCAUCAUCAAGUACUACUGGGCAAUCUACCGGAUUGACAAUAUUGAGCUUCAGCCAUGGACUGACACCCAAGUGAACACGUUUGCUCUGAAUGAUGAGAUGAACAUGGGGUCCGGUCAGACUUUCUUUGUCCGGGUCAAAGGCAUCAACGCCAUCGGCAUGGAGUUCAAUCUCAGGUCAGACGGCAUCACGAUCCAAAAAGAUCCGCUCAUCCCGGGACGUGUCAACGAUGGAAACGUUUUCGGAUAUGAUCUUCUGUACUUGCCGGAGACCACGAGUGUCAAGGCCAACUGGGAUGGCUUUGGUGUGCAGACCGUAGAGACUGCGAGAGCCGAGACAUUAUCUGGCAAUGCCGGCAUAAUCGAAGAACAAAAGGAAGAAGGCAAUCGUAACCAGGAAGUAGAAUACUACGAGAUUGCCAUCGGAAGCGAUCGUCGUUAUCCGAAAACUCGCGACAACAUCCUCCCGUUCACCAACGUCGGAAAGAAUAAGACAGUCACCAUCUUCGACUUGGAUUUGAUCCCUCGUACUGCACUGUAUUACAUCACGAUUCGUGCCCACAGUGCCUCAUUGGCUGAAGUCGAGGUUACUUCCAAUGGUUUUUAUUGCGGUUUCGAUAACGGCGUCGAAGCGGGCAAGAUUGAUCUUCAGGAUUUUUGGCAGCAUGACGAUUACGUGAAGCUGCAGUGGAGCGGUUUCAAGUCGGAAGUUGAACUUCUUUUCUAUAACAUUGGCAUUUCAAACUCGACGGAUCCAAGUAGCUAUUCCUGCAAGCACUUGACUUCGAAAGUCAUCACAUCUGCUGAGCUAGCCAGCCUGUUCCCCAUUCUGUACCUCAGUAACGUAGGCAAGAACCAACUUGCAGAGGUGUUCAAUAUGACCAUGGAGCACACGCAGACAUACUACGCGUAUGUGAUUGCCACGGAUGGGACUGGCGAGUGUAACAUGACGAGCAAGCACUUCACCGUUGAUGUGACUGACCCAGUUGAGGGCGCCAUGAAGACCGGCCCCUACUGGGACAUGGUAGUCACCUACGCCCCGUCGUCGCUCGAGUUAGAGUUCAGUUGGGAGGGUUACAGCGACGCAGACUCCGAUCUCAGAGAGUUUCAGGUGGCGCUACUGUAUGUACCGACAUGCGAGAUGGCCGACGAGGCCAACAUCACCACCCUUGUUGAUUGGAUCACCAUCCCGGGGAAUUAUACGACUUACAAGUUUGUUGAGUUGGAUCUACAGCCUGCUACACCAUACUACAUCCAUCUGCGUACGAUCAACAAUGCCGACAGAAUGAUUCUGACAGUUUCCAACCCGAUUCUGUUGGAUAACUCCGUCCCAACAGUGGGUGAGGUCAUCAUUGGGACGAACUUCUUAGACUCGAUGGUUUGGAACAAGGCUGAGGAUGAAGUGUUUGUCAACUUCCUCCACCUCCAGGUGCCGUUUGGCCCAUCAUGCCCAGACCAAGCAGCACCUCUCUUCGCUGAAGACUGGUACGUGAUCGAGACAUCUGGCCUUCUCAACCCCGGCAAUGAACCUUGGAAGAUCGAGUACAGGGAAUCGGAAAUCAUCAGAGACACCGAGGAUAAUGAUACGAUCAUUAUAGCGAUGGUACAGGACACAAAGAAACCGUUGAUGUACUCUGGGGCCUACAGCCGCAACGCAGACAUGGUCAAUGGUGGCCAUUACCAGAUUGAUAUCAAGGCUGCAGAGGGGGACCAGGUUGCAACGAGUAUCGUAUUCUGGGACGGUCCCGAUGGUGUUCUCGGUGAUGUGAACUACAAGGCGGAGAAAGACUGGACUGAAGGCAACUGCCUGUGCUGUGCUGAGGACCCUGUACCUGUGACAUGCACAUGCGAUUGUGUCGCUUACCUUGAGGACAAGCAGUUCAUGGUUGAGGCCCAGCUCGCGGCGCAGCGCACCAACGAAACGACUGUCGAGCCCAGCACUGCGAUCACGGAAGCGCCGAGCACCACGCCAGCGGUGACGUCUGCCCCGGUGCCUUGGUUUGUCGUCCAGGAUAAGAAGCCCGGUCAGGUUGUCUACGAUGCCUGGGAAGAGCAGCCUGCCUACACGUCUUGCGGCAUGAGUCUCCAUUCGAAAGGUGGGAAGCAUUAUGCGGUCGGAUGGUGCCGGUCAGGCAACGACUCACGUGACCUCCAGUCCACCAGGAAUGAGCUCCUGUUCGACCCGCGGGAGUGGCACACAUACAAAGUGGAGUUCAACAUAGACAAUAAUGAUCCAAGCAUGCCUCAUUGGUGCUUCAACGUAUUCACGGACGAAUUCAACAUCGUAGAGGUCUGCGGUAUCGAUGCGAUGUCUACCGAUACAAAGAUGAUUCUGCACGUCUGGAACGCCAACAACCACAUUCCCGCCAUGGCCGACGCGUUCUCCGCAUUCAAAACCGAAGCGAGGUUCAAGGCUGUGCGUUUCCCUCCUUCGAGCGAGUUAGAGUGCCGCUAUGGAACGCCCUUCAGGGGCGGCACUAAUGCUAUCAUACGAUAUGAGGCUGCUGUUGGAACAUCACCAGGACUCACAGAUAUCAUGCCGUAUUCUGAGGCUGUUGUGCCAUGUGUCCCGUGCAACAACCCAUGUGAUCGAUUCUUCUGUAAUGAGACAUGCGUCAGCACCAUCACUGAGAGCAUCAUGUUCUCCAUCUCGAAUAUCUCCAUGCCGAUGGUCAGAAACGAAAUGAACUCGACCGGUCAUGUCCUUUCGUAUAACAAGUCUCUGCCUUACUUCGUUUCUUUGAAAGCAGUUCUUGGCUCUGGUCAGAGCGUCAUUGGGACAUCAAUGAGCUUCUACAUUGACUUGACGCCGCCUACUGUUGAAAUCAACGUGAUGUACAUCGACAUGUCCCUGGACCCGCUAAUCCCAGUCCAGUACCAGGCUUCCAAUGAUACAAUCAAAGCAUUGUGGAAGUGCGACGAUGGGGAGAGUUUGAUCAAGGAAUACCAAUGGGCAAUCGGUACAGCACCAAAUAUGACAGAUGUCCAAAACUUCACAUCAACUGGCGUUAAUCCCUCCGGCAUUAAUGAUCAGUUGGCUGGUUUCAUCGAACACAAUACGACAUAUUACGUCACGGUCAAGUGUAAGAACAACGCACGCCUGGAGACUAUGGUUGUGGACCAUAUUGGUAUAACCGCCAUUUUGGAGCUGCCGGUUGUCGAUGACGUAAACAACACCAUCCCCGGAGCCGAGGCCUUUGAUCAUGCCGUCUAUCCAGAGACUGCGAAACAGGCCAAGGACCCGACCAAGGCCGGCGUCUCAUGGACGAAGGCCGCAGAUCCUACCAUCAACAGAUAUGAAUACUGUCUUGGAUCCUCCAACGAGACUCUAGACGAUGUCUUCCCAUGCACCUGGGUCGGCUACAACGCCUCUGGGGUGGUGGAGAUAAAAAGUGGCUCCCUCUAUCUGGAUGGUGCGGCGAUUGCCGACUUGUCGUCAUAUGUCGUUCCCAACGCUGAUACAAAUCUGACUGAGGUUGCAGCAGCCGGAAAUAGCGGUUUCGCAAUGGAGCCAGGGCGCACGCUGUUCACGACAAUGCGCAUAUGUAAUGAGGCGGAGGUCUGCAUUUAUAAGUUUGUCAGUACAGUGACCGUGACAGAUGAUGGCGCGCAGUUGGAGUCGUCGACCAAUGGAGAAGCCAUCACUGCCUCGCUGUCUGAUGAAAAAAAGAGGAAGAAACGUUCCUCGUCGAGGGAUGUUUCCAUCGUAACACCAUCAGGAAUGUCAUCGGGCCAGUCGAUCAUCCUCGGUGCCCUCAGCUCCGCAGAUCUCACUUGUAGUUUCGAAUCUGGCGGCUCAGUCGACUUUUCACCAUUCGUCGUGGACCCCCAGACCACGACGGAUAUGACAACAAGGCUGCUGCAGAAUCGAAUCACAUCGAUGCCAUCAGACAGUUUCUACUUGGCACCCCUGGCCCACACGGCGCUCCCAGAUGCCAUGGAGGUCACUGUGUCAUACGAGGCCAGCGAGAUCAGUGAUCAGGUGAUGCCCAUGUUGAUUCAUUGGGAUCCAGAUUCCAAUGCCUGGAUGGUGUCAAAUGAGACAUGCAGUGACAGUGUAGAUGAUAGACAUAUAUUAGAUGAAGCAAACAUGCAGUUUACUACCAAACUAUGCCGCACAAGGACCAGUAACUCGACGGUAUCUGCUGCAUCUCGUCGGAGGAGACGCAGACGUAGGCGGAGGAGGUCACUGAGCUCAGAAGAGUAUUUUGCAGAGGAGACCCAAUUUGUCGUCGCCACUAUCUUGAGGGAGGUGCCGAAUAAUGCCCCAAAUGUGACAGCCAUCAUGAAUAUCAACCUACAGGAGGAUGCUGGAACACUCUCGUACCAGCUUAGUGCCGUGGACCCUGAUGGCGACAGCCUGCUGUGGUCCCUUGACUCAACCCAAGCGUGGACCUCCACCGGUACCGCGACAUUAUCCAGCACCGGUUUCUUUACGUACCGUCCCUGUCUCGACUGUUACGGCAUGGAUAUGGUCGCCAUCGAGGUGUACGAGGACAGAACGGAUGAUGUCACCGCGCUGUACACGUAUGCCAAUCUCACGAUCCUGGUCACGUCGACAAAAGACAAUCCGCAGAUGUUUGUGGCACAUUUUGGACAUGAUUUGUUCCCGACGUCUGCAAGUUAUAAGACGAUAACUAUCAACGUAGAACAGAAUACGCCUGAGAAUGUUGCCUACACGCCCUGGAUUGGAAAGGUUGGUGCAUACGACGCGGACUCAAACGACACGCUGAGCAUCAGCAUCUUAUCUCCCUCGCACGGCUCCGUCCUCCUCACGGCCGGAUCAACCAACACGCCCAAUCUGCCAAGCGCUUGUGAUGGGAAUGAAAUUGCCGAAGCCUUACCAUGUGACGUCACUCUCGAUCACGCUACAUCGGCCUACUCUUGGAAACUCACCACAUUGGUUUAUACUCCGGACAGUCAAUUCUACGGCCUGGAUGGGUUUAGCAUUAUCAUUGAGGAUUCGGGUGGGAAAUACUCCGAUGUUUUUAAGGUGACUGUAGCAGUGCUGGAGAAUCCGUGUACAUCCAACAGUACAUGUGUGGGCCAAACAGACGACGUCGACUGCACGGCCACCAAGCGUGCAACCAUUGGUUUCCUGAACGAAUACAGCUGCAACUGCCUCCCAGGUUGGACCGGCGAUACAUGCGACACGGAUUACGAUGAGUGCAACAGCGCACCCUGCAUCUACCCCUACGCAUGCUUCGACAAAUUCAAUGGUUAUGAAUGCGGCUGUCCGACUGAUUGGUUGAUUUGCGAUACAGGAUUGACGCCAAUGACUGUUGGGAUAAUCGCCAUCGCGUUUGUCUUGGUCGCCACCUUGAUAGCUUUUAUUGUGUGGCACAAGAGAAGCAAGCUUGGUGGUGUUCUCGGUGACCUGAUGCCAAUCGGGAACCCCAACAAGGCCUACUACAACAUCAACACCAGACAGAAGAGGAGUGGUGUGAUGGCCAAGAAGGGACAAGGAUUCGACUCGGAUCCUGUCUGGACAACCAAGGAGUCCAAGGCAGAGAAAGCCACGGACGACGCCUCCCCUCCGAGCACCGCUGAAGGUAUACGCCGUCCCGAGAGUGUGGACUUUGACGUCAAGACCCCUGAACCUCCACCGGCCAGCCGAGUCAGGACGACAGAGAUUGAUACAGACGAGAUUGAAACAGAAGAGGCCCCAACUCCUGUCUACUUCAAGAGGAAGACAGUGGCUGCAAAGAACAGGGACAAGGCGCAGGGCAAGAAACUCUCAAAUAUCUGGAAGGAGAUGCAGACAGGUCGUGACGCCGACUGGUCGACCCCGACCCCCCAGGCUCAAGGCCAACCAAAGAGGACAACCCGCAUCCAGAGCAUCUCCAUCCCGAGACUGAAGAAGGGGAAUGCUGGGCCAACGACGGAAAAAGCAACGACGAGCAAGAGUUCUGGCCGCACAUCGACAAAAAGGACAGACUCUGUGCCGGGAUCUUUUGGCGACUUUUAAAUAUGAGACAGUGUCUGGAGUGAAUUGUGUGAACUGAUAAUGAAUUUUCCUUGUGUUUUGCUGUCAGAAGAAAAACAUAAAUACUUUUUCAUCAAGUUCUCAAUCCAAUUCUUAAUAGAAAAUAUGUCGAAAAAUGCACUUUUUCCGUUCAAAACUGACUUCAAGUUUGUGAUGUACAUUCCUGUGAUAUUUUAUGCAUACAUGUUUGGCGGUCUUCCCAGUUUAUGUACUCAAAUGUAAAUAAAAGCAGUCUUU